Nerophis ophidion (straightnose pipefish) is the source of this 1957-nucleotide messenger RNA. RefSeq names its product nucleolar and coiled-body phosphoprotein 1-like. The record is from RefSeq and is a predicted model, not a curated record. The coding region runs from base 270 to 1412 and encodes 380 amino acids. The transcript has 10 exons. NCBI's taxonomy places the organism in Eukaryota, Metazoa, Chordata, Actinopteri, Syngnathiformes, Syngnathidae.
CCGCGUGUGGUGACGUCACCAAUCGUCCGUCAAAGAACAGCCAGCAAAUCAGAUGUGGAGGAGGCCAACAUUUGCUGCGUCCUCCGACAGCCACAGCUAUCUUCUCACUUGUUUUUUUUUUUUUUUUAAUAUGCUUGUCGCGACAGUGAAAUAAUUCCCCGGCCACUCAUUUGGGGACACGACGGAGAGCGAAACGCAAACGUCGCCGGAGUGCAACUAAGCUAGUAUUUCUGGCGCAUUUCGCAUGAGCAUCCUGGCCUCAUUUGAGCAUGGACCGCAGCAGGACGGUACAUAAGUCUACAGGCAAGGACUACUCCAGCUCUGAUGACGACGUUCCUCUCGCGGAGCUCGUUGUGAAGCGCCCCACAAAAGAGAAGGCGUUGCCAGAGAACGUGAACAGCUCGAAAGAAGACUCUAAAGAGGACAGAAGUGAUGAUGAUGAGCCGGUGGUUAAGAUAAAAAUGUCUUCAAGGAAGAAAGAGAACAAGUUGUCCACAUUCCAUAGCAAAAAAUGGAAGAACGCAGCAGACGACAGCUCUGACAACGGCCCGUUGGUCAAAGCGAAAGUCUCGCCCAAAUCUGGCAAGAAAAACGUCUCAACGCCGCCCAAGAAAUCUGCCAUUAAGAAGAAAGAGUUGCGGGACGAGGACGCGAGUUCAGAUGACGAGCCUCUGAGCGUACGUGCCAAGAAGCUGAAGCCUCAACACAAGCAAAUUUCGCCUGUGAGCACAUCCCAAGCAGAAAAUGAGGCAAAAUCCAAAAGGAGUGCUGCAAAGAAAAGAGUCAAAUAUACACAAUCUUCCAACGAGAGCUCAGAGGAUGAGCCGCUGGCGACCAUUUUGAGGAGGAAAGCCAUCGCCGCCCGUCAGCCGACACCAGGAAACAGCAAGAAGAGCAGACCGAGGGGAGGUGGAAAAGCACGUAAAGAGCCUCCAUCCUCACACGACACCUCCGACAACGACACCGCCGCUGAUGACACGCCACUGGUGACCCCCGCCGCCAAACAGAGGAAGCCUGCCGAGGAAAAGAAAGUGAAAAAAAGUAGUCCAUCGCAAGGCAGCGCAUCUAAAAAGAGACGAGCAGGUCAGUCUGACAACAGCUCGGACGACGAGCCUCUCAUCAACAUGGUGAAGAAAUCCCAAACGGAAAAGACCUUAAAGCUGAAGAAACCAGCCUCGGUUCUGAAGAAGAAGGUGGCGACUCCCAAAGCAGGCAAAAAGAAGCUCCUGCAAGCUGGCAGCUCAGACGACGAACCUCUGAUGGAAGCAUUUAAACAUCCUCAAGUGACCAAAAAGCUCACCAUCAAAUUGGAGAGGUGUGAGAUUAAGGAAGCUGCUGCCACAGGAAGUCAAAACAGAGAAUGGCGUGUUGCCGAGGAGCCCAACGAGCAACUGUUGGAGAGCUCAGAGUAAAAGGAAAAUAUGUUAUUUAUGUUUGAGUGUUCACCCUAUGAGGGACUCUUAGUGGUUUUGAACCAGAUUAGUUUGAGAAGCUUUUAGAGAGAGUCCCUGGGGGGAAAAAAAUGUUUUGUAUGUAAACGAGUCAAUUUGUUGGCUCCAGUUUUUAAGUUUGGGACCAAACAUUUUCAGUUUGACACCAAACACCACUUGCUUUUAUGUGCACACCCGCAUGUUUCUUAAAUGUUUUACUAUUUGUGCCAAUUGUUUGAUUCCAGUGGUUUCCUUUAUUGUUUACAAUGAAGAAAACUGUGAAAUUGCACACCAAUAUCUGCAUCUUUUUUCUUCAUUAAUUGAAUGUACGUUUAGCAUGAUUUAGUGAUAAAUUAAACAUACAAGCAAUGAAUGAGUUGUCUUAUUGUACUUAAAAAAACAACGCAAAAAAACAUUUAGCUUUGUUCACACUGCAGGUCAAUUCUGAUGUUUUUGCCCAUAUGCAACCUGUAUCAGAUGUUUUAAUGUCAGUGUGAACAGUGCAAUAAUAAAUUUUUCAUAUCUUA